GCUUACAUCAAAUUUUCUGGAGCACCAGUGAAUAUUGUAAAAUCAAGUAACCCAUUUAAGUCACCUACUGGUCAGCUCCCAGUCUUUAAAUGCUCCGAGGGGACUUUCUCAGAGUUUUCUCAAGUUACCACAUUCCUUCGAAAACAGAAUUUCAGUUGUGAUUACGAGCUGUCACCCAAGCAAUGCUCAGAGGUAGUGGCAUAUGAACAUCUAUUAUUAGAAAAAUUAUACCCAGCACUUGUGUAUCUUUGGUGGGUUGAACCAAAGAGCUACUAUGAUGUUAUCCACAAGUGGUAUUUUGGCAGUAUUCCAUUUCCAUACAAAUUAUGGUAUCCCAGGAGGUAUCACAAGGGGUAUUGCGAUCUGAUCAGUAGCUUAUUUGAUGACCCUGAUGAUUCUCAGCUGAUUGAAACUGAGUUACAUAAGCAUGCUCAGGAGUGUUUAACAAUGCUAUCUAAUCGCCUCGGGGAUAGAGAAUAUUUCUUUGGCCGUUCACCAUCCACUAUUGAUGCCCUAAUCUUCUCCUAUCUUGCUUUACUGCUGAAGGUGGAUCUAAAAGUGCCAGUGCUGCAGAACCACAUCAAGGCUUGCCCCAAUCUUUCACGUUAUGUUUCGAAGGCUAUUCAACGAUUCUUCCCCACAGACUUUCGGGCUGAGGAGCAUGCCAGAAGAAAGAGCCAUCGGAGUACAGACAGCAGAGACUCCCCAGCAAAGGACGAUAUACCACACAAAGGACGAAACUUACUUCUCUCUGGUUUAGUGGCUUUGUCAGCAAUGUUUGGGUAUGCAAUAGCAGCAGGUCUAGUCCAGGUUGAUAUGGGUGAACCACCUGUUGAAGAAGAAUAUGAUUAUGAAUAUGAAGACUAUAAUGAUGCUGGAUCUAAUGGAAAUUAAACUGGAGAUACAGAGAACUACCAAUUCUAUAUGUUUAGUCAGAAGAACUUAGGCUUCAUCUCACUGUACAGCAAUCAAGUUUGAACUUUCUUAAACUGUUCUGUUAAACAAGCAUGAAUUUAUUUUCCCUAGAUUUAUUGUUGGUAUGAGAAGAUCUUCUAAUAAAUAUAAUAUGUUAUACAUAGUUACAGUAUUUGUAUUGAUGCAAAACGUAGUGAAAGUUCACAUUUGGUUUUAUUUUUAGUGGCUUUUCUCUAAUAACUUGAUUAAUGAAUAUACAUAAUUACAAAUAUAAAUCUAUUUGUAUCAUGCAGGUGAUAAAUCAUGUCAUUUUUAUAUAAACAUCCUAAGUCUGCCUUAUGCAAAAUGUUUCCAAAGUUGUGAUGGUUCUUAGUAUAUAAUUGUCAUAAUUGAGGUAAUCCUUUAAAAGUUGUCUUUGAUUACUUAUAAUUUAUUUAUAUUAGGGCAUCAGGCAGCUGUUCUUUCACAUAUUUUUCUCAUUUUCCAUUGUAUAUACUGUAAGUCUUGAAAUAAACCAUAGGCAUAUGAUUACAUUAUUAGGAAUGUACAUUAUAUGUAAAGAAGUGAUUGAAGCUGAGAUCUUAUGCAGCUCUUUUGCAAACACCCUUUUGUUCAUUAGUUUCUUUCAUAUGCUAUAAUUGUACUGUAUAUCCUCAACUGUGAUGGUAUCGAAGAAAGGAAAGUCACAUCACUGAGCUAAUUUAGAAUCAUGAUUUUGUUUUAUGUAAUAUGGUCAACAAGGAUGUGAUGAAUAUAUUGGCAGUUGAAAGACAUGCUUGUUUAAUAUAUUGAACAGUCUUGAGUACAUCCCAUCAUUCCAUUGUACAUUUUUUUCAUAGGUGUCUUACUAUGCACCUUUUUCUUAAGUAUUUUGCUCAAAUACUGUAAGGAAUUGGUUUUAUAAUUCAUUUCAAGAAAUAAAUGAUUAUAUGAACUGUUUCA
This is a messenger RNA of Cherax quadricarinatus, 1857 nucleotides long. Lineage: Eukaryota; Metazoa; Arthropoda; Malacostraca; Decapoda; Parastacidae. The record is from RefSeq and is a predicted model, not a curated record.